AUGACAGAUCUGUCGCGGGUCCUGCCGGAUUUCCCGAUCGGCCGUUACGCCAAUUUACUACCUACUAUCGAGAAGCAUGGUCUGACUACCGCCGACCUACUUACCCUACAGGUUCCUGAUAUCGGCAGACGUACUCAAUUACCAUUGCUUGAUAUUAAGCGCCUAUGCGCUGCCGUGCUAGGAGCUUUACAUGCUGAUCUCGGAGUUUCGGACAAUCAGCAAUGGAGUAGUCAUGAUACGGAAAGCGGGACGGAAGGACUGACGCAUACUGGCACUCAGCUUCUCGUCACUCCCUUUCGUACUAUUAGCACCCUAGACGACGAUCUCGAUCGUGCUCUUGGUGGUGGAGUCCCCGUCGACUAUGUCACCGAAAUUACGGGCGAAAGUGGCGCCGGCAAAACGCAACUUCUUCUGACGUUGCUUCUCGCAUGCCAACUCCCUCCUCCACGUGGUCUCGGGCGCCCAGCUCUUUAUGUCUCUACCGAGGCGCCUCUAUCCACACGGCGUCUAGCGCAACUUCUAGCACAUAAUCCGUAUCUCCGAUCUCUAACCGAGGAUGAAGAUGCGCCCCCAAAGCCAUCUCUCGACAAUAUAGUCGGCACUGUAACCCCAGAUCUCGAAUCCCAGGACCACAUCCUAACCUACCAAGUACCCGUUGAAGUAGCACGGCGCAACGUAGGUCUCCUAGUCCUAGACUCCGUCGCCGCCAACUACCGCGCUGAAUUCGAGCGCGGCGGUCUAGGUUCUAGUGGUAAUAACAAAAACCUCGCCGCACGCAGCCACGAACUCACGCGUCUAGGCCGGCACCUGCACGAGUUAGCACGAAAACACAACCUCGCCGUCGUCGUAGCGAACCAAGUAGCAGAUCGGUUCACAGGUAGUGGAUUAAACGGCACUCUUAAAAGCAGCGCCUCAAUCCCACAACCCUUCUCCCUCCCCCGCGUAUCGCAAGAAAGCCCACUCGCACGACGCAGUAAAACCCUACCUUUACAUAUAACACCAGGUAUCGACCCACCAAGCAGCGACACACCAAACCUGCCCUCCUCCCUACGCUCCAGCAUGCCCGAACCACCCCCCGAAGACCCCCCCGCCCCCCCAGCUCUCCUCCUCGACCACCAACAACGCUGGUUCACGGGCUGGGGUGACGAAUACCCGUACUCCCCUAACCCCAGCAUCAGCGAUCAAAACCUAAAAACACCGAGUCUCGGUCUAGUCUGGUCGACCCAAAUCGCAUCCCGCAUAUCACUCUACAAACGCCCUGUCUACGGUCCAAAAGAAGUCCUCGAAGACCAGGAUGGGGAAAGCACGACUACGUUGCGGAACUGGCGUCGAUGGAUGAAAGUUGUUUUCGCCCCGCAUGUGCCGGGUGGAGGGCCGGGGUUGGGCGGUGCGGUCGAGUUUGAGGUUACUAUGGGAGGACUGAGGGGGGUUGAUCGAAAGGGGAAGGCGAAGAAGAAUAAAGAGAAUAAGAAGGUAGAUGAUGAGGAAUAG
Messenger RNA from Hypoxylon trugodes, 1491 nucleotides. RefSeq names its product DNA repair protein RAD57. The record is from RefSeq and is a predicted model, not a curated record. Gene Ontology annotation, biological process: telomere maintenance via recombination; resolution of mitotic recombination intermediates; double-strand break repair via synthesis-dependent strand annealing. Lineage: Eukaryota; Fungi; Ascomycota; Sordariomycetes; Xylariales; Hypoxylaceae. Bases 1 to 1491 code for a protein of 496 amino acids. The transcript has a single exon. Gene Ontology annotation, cellular component: replication fork; Rad51C-XRCC3 complex. Gene Ontology annotation, molecular function: ATP binding; ATP-dependent DNA damage sensor activity; four-way junction DNA binding.